Momordica charantia (bitter melon) is the source of this 1875-nucleotide messenger RNA. Its product is annotated as cytochrome P450 81Q32. The record is from RefSeq and is a predicted model, not a curated record. NCBI's taxonomy places the organism in Eukaryota, Viridiplantae, Streptophyta, Magnoliopsida, Cucurbitales, Cucurbitaceae. Gene Ontology annotation, molecular function: oxidoreductase activity, acting on paired donors, with incorporation or reduction of molecular oxygen; heme binding; iron ion binding.
AAAUAUAAAUAGUGUGUGACAAAUGGAUGCACCUAGUGGAAAAACAUGUAAAUUAUUUUUAAAAAAAUAUCCAACAUUAUAUUUUUUAAUGAUUAGUCAACUUUUGAGCUGUGAACAUAGCUCAGAUGGGAGUCCUUUUCCCAGCUUUCCAUUCAAACUUGGCUGCACCCAAAAUUUCCUCUCCCAUUCUUUCCCCUUGGCAGAACCCAUAUUUACACAUGCAUCAAAUUCAACUUCUCUGAUCAGCAACACCAAAAGGAGAAUGGACAUUCUUUUGCUUUCCAUUUCUCUCUCUCUCUUCUCUCUCUUCAUCUUCUUCCACUUUCUGCUGCGACCCUAUCGUCGAAACCUCCCACCGAGCCCAUUCUUUCGCCUUCCCCUAAUCGGCCAUCUCCAUCUCGUCAAACAUCCUGUCCAUCGAACGCUUCACAAGCUCUCGCACAACUAUGGCCAUGUCUUCUCUCUCCGAUACGGCUCACGCCUUGUCGUAGUUGUGUCAUCUCCUUCUGCUGUGCAAGAAUGCUUUACGAAGAACGAUAUCGUUCUCGCUAAUCGGCCGUUGUUGAAGAGCGGCAAGUUUCUAGCAUACAACCACACCACCUUGGCGGUCUCCCCUUACGGCGAACAUUGGCGUAACCUUCGUCGAAUCAGCACUCUCGAGAUUUUCUCGACGAGUCGCCUUAAUCUCUUCUUGGGAAUUCGAGAGGACGAAGUCAAAAACUUGUUGCGUAAAUUGCGCGGUGACUCGCUGCAAGAAUUUAGAGCGGUCGAGCUGGACUCGAUGUUGUUAGAUCAUACGUUCAACAUUGUUGUGAGAAUGAUUGCGGGAAAGAAGUAUUAUGGAGAGGACUUGAGGGAUGAGGGGCAAUCGAAGAAAUUUAGGGAGAUGGUGAAAGAAAUUCUUGCAAAUGGUGGGACAGCAAAUUUGGGAGACUUUGUACCCUUAUGGAAUUGGAUUGAUCCAACUGGAUAUGAGAAGAGGAUAAUGAAGAUUGGAGAGAGAUCUGAUGAACUCCUUCAAGAAUUGGUUGAUGAGAUUAGGAAUCAAAAGGAUGGAGGAAACACCAUGAUUGACCAUUUGCUUAGCUUGCAAAACACCCAACCUGAAUAUUUUAGUGACCAAAUUAUCAAAGGUCUUGCACAAAUUCUAUUAUUAGCGGGAAUCGACACGGCAGCUAUAACGUUAGAAUGGGCCCUAUCUCAACUACUCAACAAUCCUGAGGUGUUGAAGAAAGCAAGAGCUGAGAUAGAUCAUUUUAUUGGCGAAGAUCGUCUGGUUAGCGAAGGUGAUUUGUCGAGUUUGAGUUACUUGCAAGGGGUAAUCACUGAGACCCUGCGAUUGAACCCAGCAGCUCCUUUGCUCGUGCCACACUGCGCCUCUGAAGACUGCAAAAUAGAAGGCUAUGAUAUACCGCGUGAUACUAUUAUAUUGAUCAAUGCUUGGGCUAUUCAUAGAGACUCGAAUAUAUGGGAAGAUGCCACUAGUUUCAAGCCUGAAAGACAUGCAAACACUAUGGGAGGAGUUGAUUCAUACAAAUUGUUACCAUUUGGGCUGGGGAGGAGAGCCUGCCCAGGAAUGGGAAUGGCACAGCGUGUGGUUGGCUUGACUUUGGCAUCAUUGAUUCAAUGUUUUGAAUGGGAAAGAGUGAACAGUUCAUUGGUUGACAUGACUGAAGGUGAAGGGCUCACUAUGCCCAAAGCUCAACCAUUAGUAGCCAAGUGUAAACCACGUCCAAUCUUGAAAGCUAUUCUUGGUGUUGGUGGCACAAUUCAUAAUAUUUGAAAACAAACUUUGAAAUUUAGGAUUCAAGUCAGCGAAACCUUGCUAUAUAUGUAAAAUAGAAAAACUUGGUUGUAAUAAAGUUAAGGUUUAAA